Scaptodrosophila lebanonensis is the source of this 1551-nucleotide messenger RNA. Its product is annotated as UBX domain-containing protein 7-like. The transcript has a single exon. Gene Ontology annotation, molecular function: ubiquitin binding. Bases 61 to 1374 code for a protein of 437 amino acids. The record is from RefSeq and is a predicted model, not a curated record. Gene Ontology annotation, biological process: proteasome-mediated ubiquitin-dependent protein catabolic process. Gene Ontology annotation, cellular component: nucleus. NCBI's taxonomy places the organism in Eukaryota, Metazoa, Arthropoda, Insecta, Diptera, Drosophilidae.
UGUUCGUUUAAUCGUCCGUAAAAAAUUGAGUACGUCCCUCCGUUGGCCAAUUACAGAGCAAUGUCAGAAAAUAUGGCUUCAGAGAACAACGACGACAAUAGGGAGCUCGUGGAACGCUUGGUAGAGGUGACUGCUUGCACCGAGGUGGAGGCAAAAUACUAUUUGGUUGCCUGCGACAACGAUGUCGAAGCUGCAGUGGCUCUAUAUUGGGGAAACGAAACCUCCUCGUCUUCUAGUGAGGGCAGUGUUUUAACACCAGUGGACUUAAAUGGCGGCACAGGACUAUCAGCUCCCCAAGUUUCAAACGUGUUUUUGUCCGAUCAACCGUCUACAAGCGCAAGCAAUGUUGAGGAUCCGUUGAUACUUGCAGACCAGCCCAUUGAGGCGCUUAGUCGCAUCAACUACACAUCGGAGACCACCUCCCUGCUUAGACGGUUAUUUCGUCCACCAACCGACAUACCAUACUUUGAUUCUUUGACUGAGGCUCGGACGAGUGCCAACAUGCAUCGCCGCUGGGUGCUGGUCAGCGUGCAAGCCGACAACAUUCAGUCGCGGCUUGUGAGUCGGGAACUAUGGUCAAGCAAGGAACUAAAAAAACUGGUACGUCGCCAAUUCACACUCUGGGAGGUGGAAAAGGAUAGCUACGAAGGGCGACGCUUCAUCAACUUCUACCACUGCAAGAAAAUGCCGUACCUAUGUGUUAUAGAUCCGCGCACCGGCGAAGAAAUGUGGAGCAGUCAGCCCAACAGGGAGAGCGUGCUGCCCGAUCUAAAGCAGUUUCUGUCUUUGCAUGGAAACUUUACAACCACAUUGAAGCGCGCUGCAGGACCAAUGGAAGAAGACGAAGAAAAAGAGGAUGCUGAAGCCACAUCCUCCGUAGGCCGCACAUGUAGCAUGCCCACGAAGCGCUCAAAGAUCGCGGAUUCGAACGAGAAUCAUCAGUUAAGGCUGAGCGUCAUGAACUCCUAUAACGAGAAUGAUGGCGAUGAUGGCACCAGCCACAACAUAGAGUUGAGUGACACCGAUAGCGACACUAUCGAUGAAUCGGAAGAGGUGGAUGAGAAGCCAAAGUCAAAGCCAAUUACCUAUGAAACUCAAUUGGGAGAACUCAGGGAUGAGCUGACAACAUUGAAGCUGCGCCUCUUCAAUGCCGUAGGCUGCGAUGAGGUGGUCCUUCUCCGUUGGCCAUCGGACACGAAACUCCAGACUUUGCGUCUGUACAUAAGCGAGAUCUACAGCCACAUACCCUUAGAAAACUAUCAACUUAUAUGCGCUUUUCCACGCAUUUCCCUCGAGGCUGAGCACAACAAUGCAACCCUUAAGGAGAUCGGACUGCACCCCUCCGCUAAUGUGCACCUGACCAUUGAGAAGUGAGUCCGGGCAUGGCAAUAUAACGCAAUAAUAUAUAAAUAAUAUUUAUGCAAAAUACAGUAUAUAAUAUAUAUUUUACAGUUUAACCCGACUUCCUGCCAGUUACUCUAUUCAUGUUUAUUUCUAACUUAAAUUGAAGUGUUGCAAUUGAAUAAAAAAUCAUCAAAAAUGGUGUUGAAA